Messenger RNA from Aspergillus welwitschiae, 1642 nucleotides. Its product is annotated as phosphatase PAP2 family protein. Bases 326 to 1408 code for a protein of 360 amino acids. The record is from RefSeq and is a predicted model, not a curated record. NCBI's taxonomy places the organism in Eukaryota, Fungi, Ascomycota, Eurotiomycetes, Eurotiales, Aspergillaceae. Gene Ontology annotation, molecular function: phosphatidate phosphatase activity. The transcript is spliced from 2 exons. Gene Ontology annotation, biological process: phospholipid metabolic process.
GCUUUCAGAUGUAUACUUUGACUAUUGCUUAGCUCAAUGCUUGCAGUGUUGAAAUGACAAUCAUGCCUCUUAUGGUCGGGACUAGGCUGUACCACUCGGCUAUUUAUGGCAUCCAUCACAGCUACCAGACUUGGGAUCGUAAAAACGGGUCCAACAAUCCCGUGCUAAUUUCAGGGACUGACAAUGGAUGGAUUUCUUUGACAUCUGUGGCGGGCAUGACCCACAGUUAUAAGUAGAGAUUCCCACGGCAAACACAGCAUUACUAGAAUCACUGGGAAAUACUGGGAAUCACCCUACCGCAUCUCCCUACUCGAGACUCACCACCAUGGCAUCAGCAACACAAGCUGAUGCAGACUACGACAUGCUAUCCACUCAGCCCAGACGGACUUCGAAGCGUGUGAUAGCCUCAUACCUGCUCGAUUGGGCAUUCAUCAUUAUCCUCGUGGUCACAGGUGGAAUCCUCUACAAAAUCACCGGCUCCGAACACGUGUUCUCCCUCGACGAUGCGAACAUCUCCUACCCCCUCAAAUCCGAUACCGUCUCCAUCACAACCGUCGGAAUCGUCUGCUGCGUCGUUCCCGCCCUCCUCAUCGCAGCCAUCUGCCUCCUCACUCCCCUCCCCUGGCAUCGUCGCCUCUGGGAAUGGCACGCCGGAUGGCUAGGCCUAGCCCUGAGUCUAGCGGGUGCAUUCUUCCUCACCUCUGGCCUGAAAGACGUAGUGGGUAAACCACGACCGGAUCUCCUGGCCCGCUGCCAACCCGAUUUAACCAAUCUCACCACCUACGCUGUGGGUGGACUGGGUCUCCAGCGCACAGAGUCACCGGUUAUGGUCACAUCGGCUAUUUGCCAGAACCCCGACGCGACUGUCAUCAAAGCCGGGUUCGCUGCUUUUCCGUCCGGUCAUUCUUCCUUCUCAUGGGCAGGUCUGCUUUAUCUGUCGCUAUGGAUGGGUGCGAAGUUUGCGGUGUCUGUUCCUGUCCGCUCUACAGCUCUGAGCGCUGCGGGAAGAGAUAAGAAGACAGACUCGUCAUUCAGCAGGGCGUCGGCGAUAGCAGCUCCGCCGUUGUAUCUUCUUGUGCUUAUUGCCAUUCCUGUUGGUGGUGCGUUAUAUAUCUGUGCGUCGCGGUAUAUGGACUACAUGCACGCUGGGUGGGAUAUCCUGGGAGGCAGUUUGAUUGGGAUUGUGUUUGCUAUAUUAGGGUUUAUGUGGUAUCAUGCUCCUGCAGGAUUGGCAUAUGGUGGAUGGGCUUGGGGGUCAAGACAGAGCGAUGGAGCAUUUGGGGCUGGCUUUGGAGAUGGUUUAUGUGCUGGUAGUGGGAGUAGGAAUAAGGAAGGUAGUAGAGAUGGGUAUCAAGAUUUGGAGCUUGGUGCUAUGCAUGCCUCGCAAGGAGUGAUACGGGAUGCCUAGCCCGUAUUUAGGAUGAUUCAUUUGGUUUAUCUAUGUAUUUCUGUUCUUUUCACUUCACUGUAUGUAGUUCUGGCCUUAUUCAUACAAACGGUGAACGGGUGACGCGGCUCCAAAGAUAGAGUGGAUUCAUCCAGAACCACCAAAUCGCCUAAAUGUCCCAGAACAAGCGUCGCUACUCCAUUUCCACGGAGAACCGAAGUAACUAACUAAACGAGUUAACUAAACCAACAAGGC